Molecule: messenger RNA, 2735 nt
Organism: Pseudogymnoascus verrucosus
Lineage: Eukaryota; Fungi; Ascomycota; Leotiomycetes; Thelebolales; Thelebolaceae
Gene: REX3
Product: RNA exonuclease 3
Exons: 3
Coding region: 460-2535 (691 amino acids)
Cellular component (GO): nucleus
Molecular function (GO): exonuclease activity; nucleic acid binding
Source: RefSeq, a predicted model, not a curated record
UAAUGAAUCAAUGUUAUAAUAGCCCUGUUGUAGUUAGACUGCGUCGCUGAGAUCAGAUCUGUACGAGGGAGUACCUUGGUAUGUACUGUAAAUCAACGACACUCGCUAAACGCGAUAUGGCCAGCGACGACGACUUGCCACCGACAACUACGCCGGCCUCAGAUGGAUAGAGGCAUCAAUCGGGCUCAACAGUCUACAGGCAUUGUAGUGUGACUAGCGAGUGAGGAUGGAUCUUUGAUGGCUUAGCUCACUGUAACACUAUCGACUACAUCUUCUCAACAUCCGAGGCUCAAAAGGGAUCCAUAAUCUGCACUUGGAGGCCCCGUAUAUAAAUUCUCAUUCUCAGAUAGCCCGAGCCUACAAGCCAGAUCAUACCGUUUAAAGGCAUAUAUAUAAAGAGUCAACCUCAGCCUUGUUCCGCAUCCUACACCUCAAACCUAGCCUUUUCCAUCCGCGACCAUGUUCACCUCAAAGGGCCUCUUCUCCAAGAUAGACUGCCCCUACAGCGAUCGCUGCCUGUUGCCAAAAUGCCUCUUCGCACAUCACAAGCCACCAGCUAUGAAGCCAGCCGAAUCUUCACCAGCUGUGCCAUCCCCAGAGCUACCAUCGGAGAAGCAGGCCAUCGCAGUGGCUGCUGAAGAUGGGCAGCGAAAACGAAGGAAGAUAGGCCAUGGAGAUAUCGCGGAAGUCAAGGCGGCUGCGAAGGAGUCAAGCUCUACAUCCUCAGAAAAGCGGCCAAUAUCCCCGCCACCUCCUCGCCGCACCAGCAGUCUCGCUCCCGGAAAAAAACCAGAAGAAAUGUCCAAGACAGAACCAAAGAAGGCGGCAGCUCCAGCAAAACAAGCCCCAAAAGCCGCUCCAUCAGUCCCAAAACCAGCAAAAUCAGAGACCCUCAACCCGCGGCUCCUAAAGCACUCCCCAGCAACCCACGAGCUCCGAACCAAACUCGUCAACCUCCUCCACGACCAACUCGUCCGUCUCAACACCGAGCUUGCCAAAGAAUCUCCCCCGAACAAAUCCCUCCUCCUCACCGCCCAGGAACUCAUCACCAUGGCCCUCGACAUCGAAGAACAAGCCGCCAAAGACAAACCAGCCAUCCACUCCAGCGUCGUCAAGAAUACCAUAGUGCGGUACAAAAAAAUGCCCCUCGCCGACUGGAAAUCCGCGCGCCAAACCACCAUCGAUGCCGAAGCCGCCAAAUCCGCCCCCGCUACCUCAACCAGCAAACCCCCACCCACCGCCGCAGCUCCAAAACCCCUAACCACCGGCCUACCCCAACACCUCGAGCUCUCCCUCCUCCCCAAACUCCUCACCCCGCUCACCUCCCUCUCCGCACACGGAUACGUCAGUUCCAUACCCUCCGCUGACUCCAUCGCCACGGCACAGUCCGGGCUCGCAGCCGCCCAGGGCUGGGAAGUCUGCGAUAGAUGCAAGUCCCGUUUCCAAGUCUUCCCCGGGCGGCGCGAAUCCGACGGGCUCCUCACCUCAGGGGGUACAUGCACGUAUCACUGGGGAAAACCCUUCUUCCCCUCCCGCUCAGCGACAGAUAUCAAAGGCUCAAAGCGCGAGAAGCGGUACCGGUGCUGUGGACAAGCUCUUGGUGAUUCCGCCGGGUGCACGAAAGCGACUACCCACGUCUUUAAAGUGACUGAAGUCAAGCGCCUCGCUGCGCUGUUUAAUUUCAUCAGCACACCCGAGAAUGAUCAGGCGGAUGACGAUGAACCGGUCUGCAUCGAUGGCGAAAUGGGAUAUACAGUCCACGGCCUCGAACUCAUCCGUCUCACCGCCACAUCCUGGCCGAGCGGCACCCCACUCCUCGAUAUCCUUGUGCGCCCCCUGGGCGAGGUGUUGGAUCUCAACACGCGCUGGUCCGGCGUCUCAGCCGCACAACUCACUAACGCGCCCUCCCUCCCCAACCCCCUUGAUAUUUCCUCCCCCAGCGACGCCGAGAAACUCAAAGGCGCGAAAAGACUCCAUGUCGUUGAGUCACCUGAGGCGGCGAGGGAGUUGCUGCUGCGGUUUUUGACGCCGAGGACGCCGGUUAUUGGGCAUGGGUUGGAGAAUGAUUUGAAUGCUGUUAGGCUCAUCCACCCAACUGUCAUCGAUACGGCACUGUUAUUUCCCCACCAAGCGGGGCUACCAUACCGACAUGCGUUGCGUACCCUCGUCUCCCUACAUUUGGGGAGGACUAUCCAAGCUGGUGGUGGGAUUGUAGCUGCCCCAGCUACAUCAGCUGCUGGGUCUACAUCCACAUCCGCCCCCGCCGAGGAGGGCGUCGUAGCACCAGGCCACGACAGCAAAGAAGACGCCAACGCCGCCGGUGAUCUCGUCCGCUGGUCCAUCGGCCGCGAAUGGGCGAAGAUGCAAGGCGUAGGCUGGACGCUUGUGGAUGGAAAACUAGUCCCGCCUGAGCGGAUUAGUGAGGCGUUUUUGGAGGAUCAGUUUGUGAAGGUUGGGGAGAAGGGGGGAAGGGUUACGGGGAAGAGGAGGAGGGGGGAGGAGGAUGUGGAGGAGGAGGCGGAGGUUGUUGGAUGAGUGGGGAUGGCGAUGGCAUCUUCAUGGCGAAAUGCGGGGGUGCUGAAGCGGAGGAUUGGAGUCGAACGGCCCUGAGGUAUGGAUGGUGCAGCAAUAAUCUAUCACUGUCUCUACAAAAAACUGCCAACAAAAAAGACCCCCCUCAUCCAUUAACGAAGCUACACUUCCCAUCCGACUCUUUCUGGACCGUUUGAACCGCU